Molecule: messenger RNA, 566 nt
Organism: Acaulospora colombiana
Lineage: Eukaryota; Fungi; Glomeromycota; Glomeromycetes; Diversisporales; Acaulosporaceae
Source: the annotation of a GenBank genome assembly
ACCCGUCAGCACACGUAAACAGCUUUUCAAACAAAAAGCUUACCCUCUUGUUGUUGUUGUUGUCCAUCUUUGAUGACGCGGUAGUCGGGAACGGCAGAUUGAGCACCGAUCUGGCCCGCAUCUGCGGGGGGAUCGCGGAGCCACAACAAGGGACCAAAGAAAAAGUGGGGAGCCAGAAGAGAAUGGAGAGGAAGGUGACGACAGCGGCGGUUCCGACGAUCGCAGCGGCUGUCGCGCCUUUGGAGAGCUUGUUGAGUUUGAGCGAAGGAGCACCCUUAUACACUACCCACAACGUCAGUAGGGCGAUGGAUGAUAAAGUCAAGAGACUCACCAAUGGACAUGGUCAAGACGGCGGUGGUGGUAAAGAAAAAGACGGGAGAGGCCCACAGACCUGCACGAGCAGGGUUUUCACGGACGAGGACAAUGUAUUUGGUGAGGAGCGUCUACUCACCGAUGAUGAAACCGGCAAAGAUGGUGGCAAGACCUUUACCGCCGUUCCAUCCCCAGUUGACGGCGUCCUUGCCACCGACGGCGACACCGACACCAGCAAGGGCAGAUACGAUCGA